AUGUUCGCAACGAAGAACCCCAUGUAUAACACGGGAAACACUGGUGUGAAUACAGGUAAUAAUAUGAAUCAAGGCUCUUUGCCGUUCACAGUGGGUGGUGGUGGCAAUCUAGCUGCCGCUCCAGUGGGUAACCAACCAAAUAAUAAUAAUAUCCCUGUUGUUGGCGCACCAGGAUUAAGAAUUGGUCCGAACCCAACUGUCAAACCAAAUGAUACACAAGUUUCAAACAGCAAUACUCAACAACCACAAUUACAAUCGCAACAACAUCAAGGAUCAUCUCAUGCACUUGAUGACCCUAAUGUUUAUCAUUGGAUUUGUCAAGUCACUUAUGGUCCUCAAAAGGAACAAGCAUUAUUAGAAUUAGGUCGUAAACGUGAACAAUUUGAUGAUUUAGCCAUAGUAUUGUGGUCUUCCUUUGGUGUCAUGACAUCUUUAUUAAAUGAAAUCAUUUCUGUCUAUCCAAUGUUACAACCUCAAAUGUUAUCCAAUCAAUUAUCAAACCGUGUUUGUAACGCAUUAGUUCUUUUACAAUGUGUAGCAUCUCAUCCAGAAACUAAACAUUUAUUCUUACAAGCACAUAUCCCAUUAUUCCUUUUCCCAUUUUUAAAUACAACUUCAAGACAAAGAACGUUUGAAUAUUUAAGAUUGACUUCAUUAGGUGUUAUUGGUGCACUAGUAAAGAGUGAUUCUCAAGAUGUUAUAACAUUCUUAUUAAGAACAGAUAUUGUCCCAUUAUGUUUAAGAAUCAUGGAAUCAUCAUCUGAAUUAUCCAAAACAGUGGCUAUUUUCAUAUUACAAAAAAUCUUAUUAGAUGAUGUAGGUUUACAAUAUAUUUGCGCCACUUUAGAAAGAUUUUAUGCGGUUACCAAUGUAUUGAAAGAUAUGGUAGAUCAUUUGACAGUCAAUGCUCCUCCUGGUAGAUUAUUAAAACAUAUAAUUAGAUGUUAUUUGAGAUUAAGUGACGAUUUAGAGGCACGUAGGUUAUUACGUGUGGUUUUACCAGCAAGUCUCAGAGAUAAUACUUUUGCAGAAGUACUAAGUGACGACGUGGGAUCCAAGAGAUGUCUAGCUCAAUUACUACUCACUUUGAAUGAGGAAAAUCCGCAAUAG
This is a messenger RNA of Naumovozyma dairenensis CBS 421, 1110 nucleotides long. It is a transcript of the gene CAF40, whose product is annotated as CCR4-NOT core subunit CAF40. Gene Ontology annotation, cellular component: P-body; CCR4-NOT complex; CCR4-NOT core complex. Bases 1 to 1110 code for a protein of 369 amino acids. Gene Ontology annotation, biological process: negative regulation of translation; mRNA catabolic process. The transcript has a single exon. The record is from RefSeq and is a predicted model, not a curated record. NCBI's taxonomy places the organism in Eukaryota, Fungi, Ascomycota, Saccharomycetes, Saccharomycetales, Saccharomycetaceae.